This is a messenger RNA of Cylicocyclus nassatus, 2349 nucleotides long. Lineage: Eukaryota; Metazoa; Nematoda; Chromadorea; Rhabditida; Strongylidae. The record is from the annotation of a GenBank genome assembly.
AUGUUUGGGUUGAUUGCUACGCUUUCGCUUGUGGUGGUCGGAGCUCAUUCCGCCGUCUUUUCCGAUGAUUUCGCUUACAACAACAUGCUCCCUCUGGCUGCUGCAGCUUAUUCAGACCAUCCGGAUGCAUGCGUCAGAAAUCACUUUAACGGACAGAUCUACAGAUUUUACAAGGUGGACUGCAAAGGCCCUUGGAGCGGAACUGCAUCAGUCUCAUGUGCGGCAUAUACGGCCCUGCUACCCAGUAGGAAAGCAAUAGUGCUGAGUUUCAGAGGGACAAACACACCCAUGCAGCUUUUCAAGGAACUUGUUCAUUGUAGAUUGAGUCAAGAACCCAGGACAGGCGACGAGGAAUUUGCUGAUAGGUUUAAUAAAACGAUCGACUAUGCAUUCCGCGUCAUCCAUGCCAAUGAUGGGGUACCUCAUGUCCCACCCGAAAAGUUCGGAUACCGCCAUCAUAAACAGGAGAAUGGCAGAGACGACACUAAUCCGUCUAAUUUUCUCAUUUUUUCAGCAACAGGCUUGGAUCUUAGUAUCCGUGAUACCGUUGCCUCUUGGCGAACAAAACGAUUAAUAUGUAAGGCAUUCACACUAGUCGUUACACUUUGCCUUGCGGCUUCACUCAAUGCUGUCAGAUUAUUUGACUACAACUUCGUUAGGAAUCAAAUGUUCCCUCUGGCUGCCGCCGCCUAUUCGGAUGAGCCAAGGGGCUGCAUACUCAAUCGCUUCAAAGGCUAUAAUGGAACUCAUGGGAACUUGUUUUUUGACCAUAAUCUUGUUCAAUGCGAUGGUUUUGAGAAUGACUGCUAUGGAUUCCUAGCCACACUAACCGAACAGUCGGCGAUAGUUCUUAGUUUCAGAGGCACCAAUUAUCUAAGUCAACUCAAGAACGAAGUUGCCACCAGCGCUGCUGUGGUCCCCAUGGGGUUAGGUGAAGUGUCUUGGUACUUCUACAAUGCUUUCUCAAAAGUGUGGGGAAAUGACGCAAAAGGCGUAAAAGGUCUAGAACGUGCCUUCAAGGACCAGAUCGAACGACACCCUAAGUACGAAAUAUGGGUGACCGUCCUUUCGCUCGGAGGUGCCAUGGCGUCUCUGGCAGCGUAUCACAUCGCCAAAACUUAUAACAAGAUAUCUGAGCGGAUAAAUGAGCGGAUAAAGCUGGUAACAUUCGGAGAGCCAAGAACAGGCAAUGCUGCAUAUGCUGAAGACUUCAAUAAAAAGAUGUUUGGGUUGAUUGCUACGCUUUCGCUUGUGGUGGUCGGAGCUCAUUCCGCCGUCUUUUCCGAUGAUUUCGCUUACAACAACAUGCUCCCUCUGGCUGCUGCAGCUUAUUCAGACCAUCCGGAUGCAUGCGUCAGAAAUCACUUUAACGGACAGAUCUACAGAUUUUACAAGGUGGACUGCAAAGGCCCUUGGAGCGGAACUGCAUCAGUCUCAUGUGCGGCAUAUACGGCCCUGCUACCCAGUAGGAAAGCAAUAGUGCUGAGUUUCAGAGGGACAAACACACCCAUGCAGCUUUUCAAGGAACUUGUUCAUUGUAGAUUGAGUCAAGAACAACACUCAGAAUAUGAGAUUUGGAUAACUGGGCACUCACUGGGAGGUGCAUUGGCAUCUCUGGCGGCAUCUUAUUUAGUGGAGAAAAGAUUUGCACCGAGCUCAAAAAUAAAGUUAAUGACGUUCGGCCAGCCCAGGACAGGCGACGAGGAAUUUGCUGAUAGGUUUAAUAAAACGAUCGACUAUGCAUUCCGCGUCAUCCAUGCCAAUGAUGGGGUACCUCAUGUCCCACCCGAAAAGUUCGGAUACCGCCAUCAUAAACAGGAGGUUUACUACUCUGGGCAAGACAUGUUAGCAGGGAAAGGGAAAAUGUGCAACCCCGGUCAAUGCAGCGAUAAGAUUAACUGGCUUACCUACGAUUUCUCUAAUACCCAUAAGUGCUAUUAUGGAAAGGCAUUCACACUAGUCGUUACACUUUGCCUUGCGGCUUCACUCAAUGCUGUCAGAUUAUUUGACUACAACUUCGUUAGGAAUCAAAUGUUCCCUCUGGCUGCCGCCGCCUAUUCGGAUGAGCCAAGGGGCUGCAUACUCAAUCGCUUAGGCUAUAAUGGAACUCAUGGGAACUUGGUCCCCAUGGGGUCAGGUGAAGUGUCUUGGUACUUCUACAAUGCCUUCUCAAAUGUGUGGGGAAAUGACGCAAAAGGCGUAAAAGGUCUAGAACGUGCCUUCAAGAACCAGAUCGAACGACACCCUAAGUACGAAAUAUGGGUGACCGUCCAUCGCUCGGAGGUGCCAUGGCGUCUCUGGCAGCGUAUCACAUCGCCAAAACUUAUAACAAGAUAUCUGAGCGGAUAA